CCGUGUGCUUGGAGGGGUUACAGAGAGCCCUACUUGUUCAGUUUCAGGCCUGUUUUCUACAGCUUGCACUUAAAAAGGAUGGUGAAUCAAAUUAUUGGGUGGCAAGUCAGAUUCUGCAUUUACCUCAUGCUCCAUUUGGGUUAUUUCUUUGAGAACCUUUCUUUUAAAGCAGUUUUAUCACAUUGUCCCUUUUAGAUCUCAUGGGGUACCCCUGAGGAACACCUACUGUUUGUAUCUUUGGGGCUGUAGGAGAAGAAAUGGGGACCCAAGGACCUUCUCCCAGCUCCCUGCCCUGUUGGCAGUGCCUCCUGAGAUAGAUGGUGUGAUGAUGUGGGCAGACCUGCUGCACUUGCUCUGUGCCAGGCAUCAUGUAUUAGCUCGUUUAGUCCACACAGCCACCCUGAGAGUCAAACGCUUCAGAGAACCAAAGCAUGAAAGACGUCCAUGGAAGAUAUGGUUUUUAGACACUUCCAAACAAGCCAUAGGAAUGCUGUUCAUCCACUUUGCAAAUGUAUACCUAGCAGAUCUCACUGAAGAGGAUCCUUGUUCACUGUACCUCAUCAACUUCCUCCUGGACGCCACCGUGGGCAUGCUGCUGAUCUACGUGGGCGUGCGUGCCAUCAGCAUCUUAGUGGAGUGGCAGCAGUGGGAGUCCCUGCGUUUUGGCGAAUAUGGAGACCCUCUGCAGUGUGGAGCCUGGGCCGGGCAGUGUGCUCUGUACAUCGUGAUCAUGAUUUUUGAAAAGUCUGUCGUCUUCCUCGUCCUCCUGAUACUUCAGUGGAAAAAGGUGGCCCUGUUGAAUCCCAUUGAAAACCCAGACCUGAAACUGGCCAUCGUCAUGCUGAUCGUCCCCUUCUUUGUCAAUGCUUUGAUGUUUUGGGUAGUGGACAAUUUCCUCAUGAGAAAAGGGAGGACGAAAGCUAAACUCGAAGAAAGGGCAGCCAACCAGGAUUCGAGGAACGGGAGCAAGGUCCGUUACCGAAGGGCUGCAUCCCACGAGGAGUCGGAGUCUGAGAUCCUGAUCUCGGCCGAUGACGAGAUGGAGGAGUCAGACGUGGAGGAGGAUCUCCGUGGACUGACCCCCCUGAAGCCGGCAAAGAAAAAGAAGCACCGCUUCGGGCUGCCCGUAUGACACAUUCCCGUGCCGGGGGUCAGGUUUGGGGGCCCAGCCAGCUGCUGAGUCAGCAGAUGGUCGCUGCACAGCGUCAUUCCUUCCCUCCUCUCUCUGCCCCUCCUCUUCUACCUCCGCUUCUCUCGCUGUCUCUGCCCACUCCCAGACUACUGUGACUUGAGAGCGGGAAGGUGAGCCAGCGCCGAGGGGGCCGUGGCAGUCGGAGGUCCCACUCAGUUGCACUACAAACACUGACCAAAUAUGCAAGCGAGGCGUUCUGUUUGUUUGUUCUUGUCCGGAGUGGUGGUGUGAGGGACCCAGAAGCCCUGUCCUGUGUUGGGCUGGGUGGCAUUGAGGAAGAAAACUCACGCACACGGACUGUGGGUGGAGCCUUUCCCCAAGGCUCAGGAAAUGUGAAGACAACAGUUUUGGGCUAAAAGUCACUCAUUGACCAAGUUGGAAUCAUAAUGCUUUCUUACUCGAAAUGGCUUUUGUAACUAUUGAUUUCUAAAGCCGGUUUUACGAGCUGUCACAGUGUUACCGUUUUUUGAUUAGGUGUUUAUUUCCUAUGGGACUAAUGGGCAAAACAUAGAUUUUUAAGUCUUCCGUA
Messenger RNA from Diceros bicornis minor, 1721 nucleotides. RefSeq names its product STIM activating enhancer (gene STIMATE). Gene Ontology annotation, cellular component: membrane; cortical endoplasmic reticulum. The transcript is spliced from 8 exons. NCBI's taxonomy places the organism in Eukaryota, Metazoa, Chordata, Mammalia, Perissodactyla, Rhinocerotidae. Bases 326 to 1132 code for a protein of 268 amino acids. Gene Ontology annotation, molecular function: calcium channel regulator activity. The record is from RefSeq and is a predicted model, not a curated record. Gene Ontology annotation, biological process: activation of store-operated calcium channel activity.